UUCAGGAAGCGAGGUGCGUGUGAGCCGGUGCAAGAAAGUUUUGCAAGUAAAACAAAUCACAGCAAAUGACUCCAGUCUGAGCUGAGCCCUCAAAGGACCUGGUUAUGUCCUGGACUAAAACUAAACCGGGUUUAUGUUCUCGAUUGCUUUAAGUGGAAAGCAAAAAGAUUUGGAAGGUAGAGCUUUCUUGGUUUCUGUGCAGAACUUUGUCAAAGGAUUCUUUCACUGGAUUCAGACCCGUCACCAACAUUUUGGGGUUCCACCGCGUGACUAUGACUGACCCGGAAGAACACCCUAAUGUCGCGGGCUCGGGUUCUGGGGACGCAGGGGACCCCCAGCCUGAGAACGACUCCUCGUUCCCUCUGUCCUCCCUGGCCAAUCUCUUUGAGGGGGAGGAGAGCGCCCCCUUGCCUCAGCCCCGCCCCGGAGAGACCCGGCAGAACCUACGAAUCCGCUUCCAGGACGCCUUCAAGAAGGGCAUCUCCAACCCCAAGGACCUGCUGGAGUCCUACGAGUCGCCAGUGGCCCCUGCGCCCAAGAAAGCCCCCAUGGAUUCCCUGUUCGACUAUGGCACCUACCGGCAACCCAACGCCAACAAGCGCCAGAGGAAAAAGCUGCUGCGCGAUAAGCGCAAUGUCUCCAGUAUUAAGGGUCCUGCCCCGGACCCCCCUCUGGUGCUCAAGGUGUUUACGCGCUUGCUGCUCUUCGACGCGGUGUCACGGGGAGACUCCUCCGACCUGCAGGGGCUGCUUCCCUUCCUGCUGGCACACAAGAAACGACUGACUGACGAGGAGUUCAGAGAGCCCUCGACUGGGAAGACCUGCCUACCCAAAGCCCUGCUCAACCUCUACGGUGGCUGCAAUGACACCAUCCCUCUGCUGGUGGAAAUUGCCGAGAAAACGGGCAACCUGCGAGAGUUCAUCAACACCCCCUUCAGAGAUCUCUACUACCGGGGUCAGACCGCUCUCCACAUUGCCAUCGAGAGACGCUGCAAGCAGUACGUGGAGCUGCUGGUGGAAAAGGGGGCUGACGUUCACGCGCAGGCCAGGGGACGCUUCUUCCAGCCCAAGGACGAGGGUGGAUACUUCUACUUCGGUGAGCUUCCUCUAUCCCUGGCGGCCUGCACUAACCAGCCUGACAUGGUCCACUACCUGGUCCAGAACGCACACAAGAAGGCGGACCUGCGGCGGCAGGACUCCCGCGGGAACACGGUGCUGCACGCUCUGGUGCAUAUCGCUGACAACACGCGGGAGAACACGCGCUUCCUCACCAAGAUGUACGACCUGCUGCUCAUCAAGUGCGCCAAGCUCUACCCAGACUGCAACCUGGAGACCGUGCUCAACAACUACGGCAUGUCCCCACUCAUGAUGGCAGCCAGGCUGGGCAAGAUCGGGGUGUUCCAGCACAUCAUCCGACGGGAGAUCACGGACGAGAGCGCUCGGCACCUCUCCAGGAAGUUCAAGGACUGGGCGUACGGACCGGUCUACUCCUCCCUGUAUGAUCUCUCCUCGCUGGACACCUGUGGGGAGGAGGUGUCUGUGCUGGAGAUCCUGGUCUACAACAGCCGCGUCGAGAACCGUCACGAGAUGUUGGCAGUGGAGCCAAUCAAUGAGCUCCUGAGGGAUAAGUGGCGGAAGUUUGGCGCUGUCACCUUCUACAUCAGCGUGGUGUCCUACCUGGUUUCCAUGGUGAUCUUUACUCUUGUUGCGUACUACCGACCCUCGGAGGGAAAGCCCCCCUACCAGUACCAGAGCAGCACAGACUACCUGCGCCUGGCGGGAGAGUGCAUCACCCUGUUCACUGGAGUCUUCUUCUUCCUCACCAACAUUAAAGAUCUGUUCCUCAAGAAGUGUCCGGGGGUCAGCUCCUUGUUUAUGGACGGGUCCUUUCAGCUGCUUUAUUUUAUCUACUCUGUGCUGGUGCUAGUGACGGCAGCGCUCUACCUGUCUGGGAUCAAUGCCUAUGUGUCUGUGAUGGCAAUGGCGCUGGUGCUGGGCUGGAUGAACACACUCUACUUCACUAGAGGACUGAAACUCACCGGGACCUACAGCAUCAUGCUGCAGAAGAUUCUCUUUAAGGACCUCUUCCGGUUCCUGCUGGUCUACUUGCUCUUCAUGAUCGGAUACGCUUCAGCCCUGGUAUCCCUUCUGAAUGUGUGCCCCAGCUCUGACACGCCCUGCCCCGAGGGAGAGUGCCCCACGUACCCCCUGUGCCGUGACAACACCACCUUCAGCACCUUCCUGCUGGACCUCUUCCAGCUGACCAUCGGCAUGGGCGACCUGGACAUGAUCAACAGCACCCAGUACCCCACGGUCUUCCUCACCCUGCUUGUCACCUACAUCAUCCUCACCUUCGUGCUGCUGCUCAACAUGUUGAUCGCUCUGAUGGGGGAGACGGUGGGAAAGGUGUCCAAGGAGAGCAAGAAGAUCUGGAAGCUCCAGUGGGCCACGACCAUCCUGGACAUCGAGCGCUCCUUCCCAGUGUGUCUGCGGAAGACGUUCCGCUCGGGAGAGAUGGUCACGGUGGGCAAGGGCUUCGACGGGACCCCCGACCGAAGAUGGUGCUUCAGGGUGGAUGAGGUGAACUGGUCUCACUGGAACCAGAACCUUGGCAUCAUCAAUGAGGACCCAGGGAAGAACGAGACGUACCAGUACGAUGGCAUGCCGACCAGUGUGAGGGGUCUCCGCAGAGACCGCUGGUCCUCGGUGAUCCCACGCGCGGUGGAGCUGCACAAGAGCCCUCGCUCGGAGGAGGCGGUGGUGGAGAUGUACUAGCGGGACCCCUUGCUUCAGGGCAACCGGAAAACUAGACACCUGGAGAAGAGACGACACCAAGGUAUAAAACACACUGCUCCCCAGCCACACCAACCACUGCCCCUCCCUCACAGGGACUCAGGAAGGGGCUCUGGCUGCUUGGUGUGACACUGCAGAUUUGCACAGAAGCCAGUUUUAUUUUGUCUUGUUUUAAAAAGAACUGACCUGUAGGAUCAACUGAUCAAUUUUUAAGUGUUUUUUUUUUUUUAAUGUUUUGCAUUUUUAUUGUAUCUUUUUACACCAAUGACAGGCAAUGUACAGGUGUCCUGUUCUGCUAUCGCUCCUCCACUUGAGCAGACAACCACAGCUGCGUCUCACAUUUACCUUUUAUUGCAGGUACAAACGUAAGCACUCCAGGUUCCCUGGUUAAAUCAUUAUAAGGGUUUACCUGGUAAAAUAAAUAAGAUACUGUGUGUGUAUAAAAGCCGAGUAAUUAAAUCCGAGGUAAAUGUUUGUGUUUUUAUGUUGCGCAGGGAUUCGAUUAACUAGGUCACUAUCACCAAAACAGACAGUGUGUCUUAUGAGUGUCUUUUAUUGAGAGUAAUUAGGCAUUUUCUUUACCUCCCCUGUGGUGUUCAAAGAAAACAAGAAAGUAAAAUAAUGUAUUCCAGGAAUACAUUAUUGCAAAAACUCUGAGGUCAAUUUGGAUUUCAAGAACUGCCCCAGCUUUUAAGUCAGUUCUUGCUUGUGUAGAAUGCAGAAAAUGUCAGUGUGUGUGUUAACAGUUAUCUGCCACUGGGGGGCAGUAUAACACAUGCAAUGUAAUGGAAUUCCCCCAAGUCUGAGGGGUAUUUAAUCACCUGUUAAUCUGGAUUUAUAGAAACACUGCCUGAUUUUAUCAGAAGCACCACAGGGGUUAUUUAUGAAUCCUAAAAUGCAUGCGCACAGAAGGGCAGUUUAAAAGCCAAUUCAGGGAUGUUAUGUAAUUGUGCAUUUUGUACUUUACCAGAUUUAUUGAUUCACAAAUUUGGAUUCAACAAACAUACUGUACAAAACCUGUAAAAAAUGCUUGUCAUUCAACAGCAUGCUGCACAUCUUUUUUGACGAGUAUUUGUACUGUAUAUUAAUGCACCCCCCUGUACUGGCUUGAAUGGGUUUUCAACAUUAGGACCCCAACUUCAAGCUUUACAAUCCAAGUACUGCGAUCUCAUCCCUAGAGGGAGGUAAUGGUUCUGUGCAAUCCAGCCCUUGUGUAAAGUUACAGUGGUCUAGAUAAUUGCUGUUGAAAAUAUACCUCAAAGGAUACCCGUAUGUCAUAUUUAUAUAGAGAUUUUUAUACUGGUAGCACUCUACUAGCAUUAAGUUUCAUAUUGCAUGUUUCCAUUCUGGUAGAGAACUGUUGUAGUUUUAAUGUAUGGGGCUCUUUUUUAAACUUGUUUUUAUACAAUUUUGCCCUGCAUGGUUGCAUUUUUCCCCAUGAUUACACUGCGCUUGCCCUGUUUAUUAACAUGCUUCACAGUGCUUACCUGUGCUUUACCAGACUUCACUACACUUUCACUAUGGGGAAACCUUUAAAGGGAUAAAACUGCCUUGUACAGUGGAGACCUCAAUCAAUGUAUUUGAGAUUUAUUUUGUUUUUGUCACAUUGUCUGUGCUAAACAUUGGCGCCAGAAUGGAGACUGAGAUAAAGAACAUUUUAAAAUAGCAACUGGUCCUGUCUGUUGGCAAGCUAUUCAUUCAUGGAAGUUACUGUCUAUGCUGUAUUUUAUUGCAUUCACUUUAAGAUGGUCCCAAGACCCUCCUGAGAUGUGCAGAGUGGUUAAGUCAUCACUUUACAUCAAGGGGCAAAUUGGUAAACAAAAAAAUAAUGAGGAAAGGAUAGCGUUUUUGUUGAUAGACCUAAUGCCACUCUCUCCUCAAGAUUUUGCAUCUCAAGGACACGAGGAAUCUCUUGCCACCUUGUCAGAGAGGUUAAGCCUCUUUGCUGAAGUUAAACUAGGACAAUAAUCCCUGCGGUUUAUCAUGCAAUGAGCACCUAGCUGCUGACAAUCCUCCCACCAACCUGCUCAGCUAAGUAGGACAGGACCGGGCAGCGAUUUGUCACAGUCAGCAAGUCUGACUCAAUCCAAACGGUUUUUAAAACACUCACACUUGACCACGUUAUUAUCAAUUGAAGAGAAUGUAUGUUUUAACGCUCAGUGUGGGGCGAUGCAGUGUCGUUGCAGAUUUUGACACCUGCGGCAUUGUUGAGAAGAGAUCAAAAGCUCUAGAACGAUUCCAGCGAUGAGGCUGCUUUACAAUGCUCGCUUGUAGUGUGUGGUCACCGUUGCACAUAUACAAAUCUCAUAACUUUUAAUUGAAAAAAAUCAGGACCAUACAGGCCAAUAUAUAUUUCUUAUCUAAUGUACCCAAGGCCCCAAGUUUAACAGGAUGUUGAUAAUAUCUCAGUGUCCCCUCUGGUGGACUGAAUAUCAGGUUUGCAAUCGGUGACUAAGCUCCAGAUUAAACUUUGUGCUCUUGGAAGAGUGCAUGUAGCAGCUGAGUUUAACACCCUACAGCGUCUCUUUAAGGUUGCUGUGGAAUUAUCAAUGCUGUUUAAAAGCGAAACAGUUUGGUGUGAUUCAGAAGCUGUAAACUAGUGCCACCACUUGUGCUGCAAGCGGUGUGCAACGUCAGUGCCUGUCCGAGCUGCAGUUCGGAAUCGUGGCACAGCGGAAAAGGCAGUACAAGGAAUGAAAGAACAGCUAGAAAUGGAUUAUUAAUGAAGCUGGGAUCUAAACCCAGGGCUUCUAACUCCUGCCUCACUCACUGCCCCCACCCCCCCAUACUAUAAAAUAUUAAAAUCUGUCCAACACAAACACUGAAAAGGUUUUAUGUGUACAGAUACCAGUAUGUGAGUCAACAACGACUUGCAUGACAGCAGCCAGGAAAACUACAGCACCUGUCUG
Messenger RNA from Polyodon spathula (Mississippi paddlefish), 5701 nucleotides. RefSeq names its product transient receptor potential cation channel subfamily V member 4-like. The record is from RefSeq and is a predicted model, not a curated record. Gene Ontology annotation, biological process: calcium ion import across plasma membrane; osmosensory signaling pathway; actin filament organization. Bases 273 to 2774 code for a protein of 833 amino acids. The transcript is spliced from 16 exons. Gene Ontology annotation, molecular function: protein binding; calcium channel activity. Gene Ontology annotation, cellular component: membrane; cilium. Lineage: Eukaryota; Metazoa; Chordata; Actinopteri; Acipenseriformes; Polyodontidae.